This is a messenger RNA of Ricinus communis (castor bean), 1214 nucleotides long. RefSeq names its product cytosolic sulfotransferase 15. Lineage: Eukaryota; Viridiplantae; Streptophyta; Magnoliopsida; Malpighiales; Euphorbiaceae. The coding region runs from base 16 to 1011 and encodes 331 amino acids. Gene Ontology annotation, cellular component: cytoplasm. The transcript has a single exon. Gene Ontology annotation, biological process: sulfation. The record is from RefSeq and is a predicted model, not a curated record. Gene Ontology annotation, molecular function: sulfotransferase activity.
UCCUCACAAAAUACGAUGCCAUCUUCAAUAAUGCCAAAUGGACAAGAAGAAGAAAAUGUAACCCAUGAAUGCAAAGAAUUGCUCCUUUCUCUUCCUAGACAUAGAGGUUGGAGAACUCCUUAUAUCUAUCAAUUUCAAGGGUUUUGGUGCCAGCCGAAAGAGAUCCAAUCCAUUUUGUCUUUCCAGAAGCACUUCCAAGCAAGAAACAAUGAUGUUGUUAUAGCCACAAUACCAAAAUCAGGCACCACAUGGCUAAAAGCCUUAACCUUUUCCAUCUUAAACCGCAAGAGUUUUCCAUUAUCCUCCAAAGCCCACCCUUUGCUCAACUCCAAUCCUCAUGACCUUGUUCCAUUCUUUGAGUACAAGGUUUAUGCAAAUGGUCAAGUUCCUGAUGUCUCAAAACUCCCUGACCCUAGACUAUUUGCUACUCAUCUUCCUUUUUCUUCCUUGCAGGAAUCCAUCAAAAAGAGUAGCUGCAAGAUUGUUUACAUCUGCCGAAACCCUUUUGACACUUUUAUUUCCUCUUGGAUUUACAUUAAUAAGCUGAGAUCAGAUACUAGACCUCCAUUGUCACUGGAUGACUGUUUCAACAUGUACUGUAAAGGGAUUGUUGGGUUUGGUCCAUUUUGGGACCAUAUGUUAGGGUACUGGAAUGAGAGCAAAGAGAGACCAGACAAAGUGCUGUUCUUGAAGUAUGAAGACAUGAAAGAAGACAUUAGUUUUCACUUGAAGAAGCUAGCCGAGUUUCUUGGCUGCCCUUUUUCAAUGGAAGAAGAGAAAGCAGGUGAAGUUGAAGAGGUAGCCAAGCUUUGUAGCUUAGAGAAGCUGAAAGAUUUAGAGGUGAACAAAUCUGGCAAGUCAAUCCUGAACUUUGAGAACAGGCAUUUGUUUAGGAAAGGUGAGGUUGGAGAUUGGGUUAAUCAUUUGUCCCCUUCAAUGGUGGAGAGACUGACCCAAGUCAUGGAGGAAAAGUUAGGUGGCUCUGGUCUUCAGUUCAAGGUGUUUUCCUAGGAUAAUGAGCAAUUCUCUAUAUAUAUAGAAUUAACAUAUAUAUGAUGCAUAAUUUAUCCUGGAUGUCACGAUUGGAGUUCAGUCGAAUAUUCAUCUAAAAGAAAAGACAAAAUUAUUUGUAAGAAUCUUUUGAAUUAAUAAAUGUUAUAUAUGAUGUUUGUAUUCUUAUUGGAUUUAAUUAUGAAAUAUCUCAAUUUAAUCUU